UACGCUUCAUGUCAGUAGAAAUGGACAGCAGCAGUUUUAUUCAGUUUGAUGUGCCCGAGUACAGCAGCACCGUUCUGAGCCAGCUAAACGAACUCCGCCUGCAAGGGAAACUAUGUGACAUCAUUGUCCACAUUCAGGGUCAGCCAUUCCGAGCCCACAAAGCAGUCCUUGCUGCCAGUUCCCCAUACUUCCGGGACCAUUCAGCAUUAAGUACCAUGAGUGGCUUGUCAAUAUCAGUGAUUAAAAAUCCCAAUGUGUUUGAGCAGUUGCUUUCUUUUUGUUACACUGGAAGGAUGUCCUUGCAGCUGAAGGAUGUUGUCAGCUUUCUGACUGCAGCCAGCUUUCUUCAGAUGCAGUGUGUUAUUGACAAGUGCACGCAGAUCCUAGAGAGCAUCCACUCAAAAAUCAGUGUUGGAGAUGUUGACUCUGUUACCGUCGGUGCUGAAGAGAAUCCCGAGAGCCGUAAUGGAGUGAAAGACAGCAGCUUCUUUGCCAACCCAGUUGAGAUCUCCCCUCCGUAUUGCUCUCAGGGACGGCAGCCCACCGCAAGCAGUGAUCUACGGGUGGAAACAACCCCCAGCAAAGCUCUGCGCAGCCGCUUACAGGAGGAGGGGCACUCAGACCGUGGAAGCAGCGGGAGCGUUUCUGAGUACGAGAUUCAGAUAGAGGGGGACCAUGAGCAAGGGGAUCUGUUGGUGAGGGACAGCCAGAUCACCGAGGUGAAAGUAAAGAUGGAAAAAGCCGACCGGCCCAGCUGUUCUGACAGUUCUUCCCUGGGUGAUGAUGGGUACCACACCGAGAUGGUUGAUGGGGAACAAGUUGUGGCAGUGAACGUGGGGUCCUAUGGUUCUGUGCUCCAGCAUGCAUACUCCUAUUCCCAACCAGCCUCACAGCCAACCAGUGCAUCAGAAGCUUUUGGAAAUUUGAGUAAUUCCAGCCCAUCCAGGUCUAUGUUGAGCUGUUUCCGAGGAGGGCGUGCCCGCCAAAAGCGGGCUUUGUCUGUCCACCUGCACAGUGAUCUGCAGGGCCUGGUGCAGGGGUCUGACAGUGAAGCCAUGAUGAACAACCCUGGGUAUGAGAGCAGUCCCCGGGAGAGGAGUGCGAGAGGUCAUUGGUAUCCAUACAAUGAGAGGUUGAUCUGUAUUUACUGUGGAAAGUCCUUUAACCAGAAAGGUAGCCUCGACAGGCACAUGCGACUCCACAUGGGAAUCACCCCUUUUGUGUGCAAAUUUUGUGGGAAGAAGUACACACGGAAGGACCAACUGGAGUACCACAUUCGGGGCCAUACUGAUGAUAAACCAUUCCGCUGUGAAAUCUGUGGGAAGUGCUUUCCAUUCCAAGGUACCCUCAACCAGCAUCUGCGGAAAAACCACCCAGGUGUUGCUGAAGUCAGGAGUCGCAUGGAGUCUCCUGAGAGAACAGAUGUGUACGUGGAACAGAAACUAGAAAAUGAUGCAUCGGGCUCAGAGAUGGCCCUAGAUUCCCGGAUGGAAAUUCACACAGUAUCUGAUGCUCCUGAUUAAGACGAUAAAGAAGUGUACCCAAACAAAGCACAUUAAUCAAUGCAUAUUUGUGAUUUGCUUUGUUGUAAUCUUUGAUUUUUCCCAACCAUCUGGAAAUCUCUUGGUCUCUUGGCAGUUUUUCUAAAGUUUUUGGAUGGAACACUUCAUUGUGUUUAUUUUUUCCCCUGCCCUUCCUCCCCAAAGGAGCUCAAAGCAUGAAGGGCAGCACAUCCAGGGAAAACACAGGCUGACAGUAUUCCUCUUUGGCUGAACUCUUAAUCCAAAAUCUGCCAGUGAUUUAGCUAUGCCAACUGGUUGACCCUCCACUCUCUGCCAAGAGGCAUACUCUUCAUUGUGUGUGCUGGCAGCAGUGCAUUCUAUGAAGAGAGACUAGGAUGCCGUCAGCUGACACAAAUGGGUAACCUUUUCUAAUUUAAAAUACCUUCUAGGGAGUAGUUAGAUGAUUUAAAUAUAUAUAUAAUAAAAUGAUUAUUAUAUAUAUAGUAUAUAUACAUUCUCAAAUUUGAUUUUAUUCUGGUUGAGGUGAAUGUAAGAGGAAUAUAUAAUUUAAUACAAUGUGAACAGGGCUUUUGACUCUGUCUCAUCUCUACCUAAUAUGUUAGGGUUUUGCCCCUUCAUUUCCCUUACAAAAGAAUGUUAGUAGGUUUUCAUAUAUAUUAGUCAUUGUGUCCAAAAGCAAGCAAAGCAAAUCACAGUGUUCAUAGCUCUGCUUCAUAACAAAUACAUAAACCAAAUGCCAUAAAAUUUCUUCAACUCUAGUUGGAAACCGUUUGGAAUUUUUGUUAGUUGUCCAGCAGGUAAGCUGGAUGGCCUGUGGUGCUGACCUUUUUACAUAGUGUAGUGUUGUAUUAACCAACCCCAAAGGAGCAGUGGUUUUCAAGGUUUUUACUGGCCUACAAAUCUACCUUCAUUCCGUACUGUAGAAACAUACAUACCAGGUAACUAAAUCGAAUCACUCUCUACCAUAAGUUAGUACUCGCGCUAAAGGAAAGGGAUUUGUAGUUCUGUCUACAAGAUUCUCCAAGCAGUAUUGUGGUUUGGUUUUUUUUACUUUUCUUUUUUUCUCUUUUCAAACAGCCAGUUCAGGUGCACAGCAACUUUUUUUACAUGCAGUUCCCAGGGAAACUGCAGAACUUGGAAUUUGUACUUUUUGUAAAGCUAUACUCUAUGGGAAUUGCAAGCAAUAUAUCUAUCUUAGUAUUGUGUGUGCUAAUGAGAGCCUCAGUGGCUCCCCCACUCUCAGCGUUUCCUGCUUAAGGAACCAACAGUUUAAAAGCCCUCUAAGACACUCUGUGUGUCACCAAAUCUGUGUUUGUCACCAUUUUUUUGGUCAUGUGGUGCUAUUUUUAUGUUAAGUGUCUUUUAGGUCAGUAUAGUUGUAGAAAAUGUGAAAUCUAAUGAUAAUAGUGAAUUACAGUUGUUUUCCUCUCUUGAGUUCAUAGCUUGAAAAGAGACCUCAAAAGCAUGUACUAGCAAACAUAUUGCUGUAUGAAAACAUACCUGAGACCUGCUUGAAUAAUGUUUUAUUAGUACUUUCAGAAAUAUCUUCAGUUCUGUAUUGUGAUUACAUAUGCAAACAGGCUUUACAUGAUUGCUUUGGUACUGUAGAGUCGCAGAGAGUAAUUUGUAAGCAGUUUGGUGAUGAGUUUGUGCUGCAGGCUACCCGUGGGGUGUCAGUACUCCAGUCUCUUCGGCUGAGAUCCAGGGCUCUGAGCUCCACAACCAUUGUCUCUGCUUAGGAUAACAGCACAGCCACCUAUAAAAAAACAGAAGUGAAAAACCAACUUGAGAAACUCGAAGUUAAAGAAAUACAGAAAUAGAUGUUUGCUGGGUUUUCCAUGCUUUUUUGGCUCUUAAAAUACCAGUGGUGGAUUUUGUUUAUUUUUUUGUUUUUGUUUUUAGAAAAAGUCAUCAAGCCCUAUGUGUGUAUUAGCGCCCAGGGGUGGUAGCUGUGCAGUAGCAUCUCUUUAGCACACAGGAUCUGUUCACAUGUGAACUGCUGCGCUACACUUCAGUGUUAACUCCGUACAGAUUACACUCUAAUCCCGCUGCUCCUGAGGAGCGGCUUUUGCUAAAUCGGGUAUAUAUUAUGCCUUUUUCCUCGUCAAACUGCCUAAGUAGGGGUUUGUUCUCUCCCUGAAGCACUUGUUCAACUCCUGUUAAAGCCGCGUGCCUCAAGGGGAGGCUGAACCCCAAGUGUUUACCCACUUAAAUAUUUUCUGGGGUUUCAGGUAAAUGUUUGUGAUUUUUUUUCCUUACAUGAAUAAGUUUGGUUUUAAUUUUUUUUAAAGAAUUAAAUGCAAAAAAAUUGUGUUGUGAUACAAAUUAAGUUUGUGACAAGAAAUGCCCAAAUCUAAGGACAUAAGAGGUCAAGCUCAGGGAAGGAACCUCCUCUUCACUCAGGCUUGGGACCUUCUUCGAGGCCUCCAGAGCAUUCCGCGGUAGAGACAAUUAGGAGGGAGAGUACCUGGGGCCGCCACCUCCAGUGUCCUGGCUCUUGUCGUUGUCCGUCUUAACCUUAUUUACAUGGAGUUCUUUGUAUUUGUGAACUUGUUUAACUGGUUUGAGUUUACCAAAGAGUGACUUAUCCAAAAUUGUCUUUGACAAAAAUAUCCAUUGCUUUGAUUGUACAGUUCAGGUUCAAACAUUGUAACGGGACUGUUAAGGGGCAGAAAAUUGAUUGAGUUUCUCUCUAAUAAUCAUGAUUCCACAUUUUGCAAGUUCCACUUGCUCCCAUUCGUGUUGCUAACACUUUACCCUUUCCACUGCUCGCAGUGUUAAGAAUGAAUUCUCAAGCCAUAACACAGUACUGUAAAGUUCCGCAGGGCUUCGAGGGAGGCAGCGCGUAGGCCAGCACAGAGCUGUGUAGCCUCUCUGAGCACUCGCACUGUCAUGCUUUCCAGGGGCGUGACUGGUGAGAGAUUAACUCCAUUCAGAUCUGGCAGCAGCAAUUAAUUGUGCCUUGCCGCAUGAGGAUGUGUCAGGAGGAUUAACGUGACCACAGAACAGAAACAUUCUCUCCCUGAAGUUCACUUCACGUCUCCGCAGACGAAGUACGCUGUGUAACUCCUUAGAGCAACUCUUUUUGGAAAGCAAAGUCCCUAUUUCUGUACAGUUUUAGGUUAGGUGUUUCAUUUAUAACAAAUGCAGAAAUCAAUUAAGAUAAAGUGAUAUGUGAAGAAAUCUUUUACAAUAAAGUAUAUCCUGAAUUCAUAUAGGCUUGUUCAUAAUUGAGUCUCUUCUUGAGCUACCUUUUCAAUAUUAGACAAUGUGAAGACAGUGACAGCGUCCUUUUCUAGAGAUGUUUAGCCUGUUAUUACAAACUGUGAAGACAAAGAAUUUUAUACUUUUACUGAUGUUUGUGGUUUUAAACAAGUUCUUUUCAUUCUAAUCAGUUCUCUACCCUCUUAAUUUCUACUUACAGCUGUAAAUACAUUUAGAAAUUAUAUUUGUAAAUACAGUAUAUGGAGACAAGUUAAUUUUUUGGUCAGUGGAAAGCCUCCCAACCAAUUGGCUCUGCCUUGGCAGUUGUGAUUGUUUUGUUUUGUUUUAGAUUUUUUUUGUUAAACAACAGAAAGGAUACUGUCGGUUCACUGUUAAGCAGAAUAUACUGUAGAACUAAAUUGAUAAUUUUUGAAUCUGAGCAUGAGUAAAUGUCUUUUCUAACAAUAGUAGUUAUAACUAAUUCUGUUUUUCCCUAUGCCCAGACCAUAGGCCUGCAUAUUUUGUGUGUGGUUUUGUUUUUAUUUUUGUUUUUACAGCCUAGACUCUAGUAAAAAUUUGCAGGAACACAAAACAAGGGCUAGGGGGAAAAUUAUCUAUGUGAAUGAGCUUUACUUUAAAGAGAUCAAUGUAUUUUAUUUUAUCAACUUUUUCUAUUAGUUACUGUGAUUUUUUUUGUUGUUGUCAUUUUUGUUAUUGUUAAAUUCUAUAAUGGUUUCCUGUGAAGCCUCCACUGAAAGGGACUCAAAUAUGCAACACCUAAACUAUUUUCCAAGGGCACACGCCCCUUGAAUGGUGCUUCUAGACUGGUCAGGGUUAUUUAUUAAAUUUUAUAUAUGAAAGUAUUGGGGAAUUAUGUAAAUUCUUUAUAUGAAACUAUCUAGUUCAUAAAUCAUAGAUUUCAUAUUACUCAGUGCAACUGAACUAAAAGUUCAGAAAAGUCAUUCACAUUGUUCCAAAUUUGUAAUGGUUGUCACACAUCACAUACGUCUUUUUCAGUAAGUGCCAGAGUGUUCCCACUGUUUCUGUCCAGUGCUUGACUUCUUGGCCCAGAAGAGAACCUGUUUUCUCUGGUUCUCUCCCUGGGUCUGGCACAGACAGGGCUAUUGUAAUUCUUGAUUAAGUCCUGGAGCCAGCCUUGCUGGACGCUCCUUGUAGCAGAUUCAGUACACAGACCUCUUGCUGCCCCUCAGUGACAAGUAUGCUGUGAAUUCAACCUUUGGACUUGCUGCCCAAGCCUUUGGUUGCUGCCCUGGUUAUUGUAAGAGGCAAACUUACUUUGUUUGAGAAUGACCAUUUUCCAAAUGUGAAAACCAUCUCUCUCACCACUUUAUUAGUAGGGCUAACAUUUUUUUCCGUUAUAAAUGGUUGAGCAAUUUGAAUGACUUAACACAGUGUCAUUAUCUUGCAAUAUAAACUGGUAACCUCACAACUCCACACUUCAUCACCAUAUGAAGUAAAUGAAGCUAGCUAAGCGGAUGCUGUAUCAACUAGUAACUUGCCAUUAAGGAUUAUUUUAUAGCAUGAAUUUAAGACUAUUUAUUCAAAUGAUAUUUUACUCUUGUAUUCACUUUGUUUUAGAUUUGUGACAUGAAUAUUUCAGUGCUGCUUAAUUUUGUUCUGAAUUCUUGUUUCUUGCUUGUAAAUGGCUUUUUUAUGGUAUAAAUAAAGUCAAUGGACAUUGCUGUUUGUAAAUAAAAAUGCUGCUAGAGCAAA
Molecule: messenger RNA, 6461 nt
Organism: Carlito syrichta (Philippine tarsier)
Lineage: Eukaryota; Metazoa; Chordata; Mammalia; Primates; Tarsiidae
Gene: ZBTB34
Product: zinc finger and BTB domain containing 34
Exons: 1
Coding region: 9-1523 (504 amino acids)
Biological process (GO): regulation of transcription by RNA polymerase II
Molecular function (GO): DNA-binding transcription factor activity, RNA polymerase II-specific; protein binding; RNA polymerase II cis-regulatory region sequence-specific DNA binding
Source: RefSeq, a predicted model, not a curated record